CGCAGGGCGGGCGGCGGGGGCGGCGGCGGCGGUGGCGGUAGAGGGGCGUCAGACUCGCCCCAGGGUCGGCGAGGGAGGCUGGCAGUCAGGAUAGACACACCGCGGCCAUGGGAGGCUUGAAGGACGAGCUGCUCAAGGCCAUCUGGCAUGCCUUCACCGCGCUGGACCUGGACCACAGCGGCAAGGUCUCCAAGUCCCAGCUCAAGGUCCUUUCUCAUAACCUGUGCACGGUGCUGAAGGUUCCACAUGACCCUGUUGCCCUUGAAGAGCACUUCAGGGAUGACGAUGAGGGGCCUGUCUCCAAUCAGGGCUACAUGCCGUAUUUAAACAAGUUCAUUUUGGAAAAGGUCCAAGACAACUUUGACAAGAUUGAGUUCAAUAGGAUGUGUUGGACCCUCUGUGUCAAAAAAAACCUCACCAAGAGCCCCUUGCUCAUUACAGAAGAAGAUGCAUUUAAAGUAUGGGUUAUUUUCAACUUUUUAUCUGAGGACAAGUAUCCAUUAAUUAUUGUGCCAGAAGAGAUUGAAUACCUGCUUAAGAAACUUACAGAAGCUAUGGGAGGAGGUUGGCAACAGGAACAAUUUGAGCAUUAUAAAAUCAACUUUGAUGACAGUAAAGAUGGUCUUUCUGUGUGGGAACUGAUUGAACUUAUUGGAAAUGGACAGUUUAGCAAAGGCAUGGAUCGGCAGACAGUGUCCAUGGCAAUUAAUGAAGUCUUUAAUGAGCUUAUAUUAGAUGUGUUGAAACAGGGUUACAUGAUGAAAAAAGGCCAUAGACGGAAAAACUGGACUGAACGCUGGUUUGUACUAAAACCCAAUAUAAUUUCUUAUUAUGUGGGUGAAGAUCUGAAAGAUAAGAAAGGAGACAUUCUCUUGGAUGAAAACUGCUGUGUGGAGUCCUUGCCUGACAAAGAUGGGAAGAAAUGCCUUUUUCUCAUAAAAUGUUUUGAUAAAACCUUUGAAAUCAGUGCCUCAGAUAAGAAGAAGAAACAGGAGUGGAUUCAGGCCAUUCACUCUACUAUCCAUCUGUUGAAGUUGGGCAGCCCCCCACCACAUAAAGAAGCCCGACAACGUCGGAAAGAACUCCGGAAGAAGCUGCUGGCUGAACAGGAGGAACUGGAGCGACAGAUGAAGGAGCUCCAGACUGCCAACGAAAAUAAGCAGCAGGAGCUGGAGACCGUGAGGAAGAAACUGGAAGAAGCAGCGUCUCGUGCAGCAGAAGAAGAAAAGAAACGCCUUCAGACUCAAGUGGAACUACAGGCGAGGUUCAGCACAGAGCUGGAGCGAGAGAAGCUUAUCAGACAGCAGAUGGAAGAACAGGUUGCUCAGAAGUCCUCUGAACUGGAACAGUAUUUGCAGCGAGUACAGGAGCUGGAAGACAUGUACCUAAAGCUGCAGGAGGCUCUCGAGGAUGAGAGACAGGCCCGGCAAGAUGAAGAGACUGUGCGGAAGCUUCAGGCCAGGUUGCUGGAGGAAGAGUCUUCCAAGAGGGCUGAACUGGAAAAGUGGCACCUGGAGCAGCAGCAGGCCAUUCAGACAACUGAAGCGGAGAAACAGGAGCUGGAGAAUCAGCGUGUCCUGAAAGAGCGGGCCCUUCAGGAAGCCAUGGAACAGCUGGAGCAACUUGAGCUAGAGCGGAAACAAGCGCUUGAGCAGUAUGAGGGAGUUAAGAAGAAGCUGGAGAUGGCAACUAGUAAGACCAAGAGCUGGAAGGACAAAGUGGCCCAGCAUGAAGGAUUAAUUCGAUUGAUAGAGCCAGGUUCAAAAAACCCUCACCUGAUCACUAACUGGGGCCCCGCAGCUUUCACCCAGGCAGAACUGGAAGAGAGAGAGAAGAACUGGAAAGGAAAGAAGAACACAGAGUGACCAAGUGACCCGAGCGACGAGCUGGCAGGAGUCCCGUCCAUUGUGCAGAUUCCAGGUGUAGCUGGAAAGCUUGAUGCUAAAGACAAAGGAACUGGCUUUGCUGCUUCUAACCAUUCUUUCUUCAGUGCCUUCUAUCAGGCCAAUAUACUAAGGAAGGCUUCUUAUUUAUCUUCCUGAAAAUAAGGGCUUACCUGAAAAAAAAAAAAGUUGACACUAU
Messenger RNA from Prionailurus viverrinus (fishing cat), 2082 nucleotides. It is a transcript of the gene SWAP70, whose product is annotated as switching B cell complex subunit SWAP70. The transcript has 12 exons. NCBI's taxonomy places the organism in Eukaryota, Metazoa, Chordata, Mammalia, Carnivora, Felidae. Gene Ontology annotation, cellular component: cytoplasm; nucleus. The record is from RefSeq and is a predicted model, not a curated record. Bases 108 to 1865 code for a protein of 585 amino acids.